Molecule: messenger RNA, 3516 nt
Organism: Nematostella vectensis (starlet sea anemone)
Lineage: Eukaryota; Metazoa; Cnidaria; Anthozoa; Actiniaria; Edwardsiidae
Product: G-protein coupled receptor GRL101
Exons: 14
Coding region: 191-2374 (727 amino acids)
Biological process (GO): protein phosphorylation; G protein-coupled receptor signaling pathway
Cellular component (GO): membrane
Molecular function (GO): ATP binding; protein-hormone receptor activity; protein kinase activity
Source: RefSeq, a predicted model, not a curated record
CAGCGGAAACAUCAUCCUUCGCCUUCUUGAUGGAGCAUUUUCUAAUCUUCCCUCCAUCAAGGAUAUUAAGCUGUCCUCCAACUUUAUACAAAAGCUGAGGUACCAAGCAUUCAAAGGCCUUUCAUCCAUAGAAACAUUGGAUGUAUCUAGUAAUAUUCUUGACGAUAUUGGACCAGAAACUUUCAGUUCAAUGAGCAACCUGAGAGUUUUGAGUCUGAGAGGGAACAACAUUACGUCGUUACAGGGCUUGUUUCAGAACUGCACUAAUCUAACGCAUCUCUACCUUCAAGAUAACAAAAUUGAACAGAUUCCAGACGGGGUAUUCAACUCACUUCAAAGCCUACGAGUUCUAUAUCUAAACAACAACAAAAUCAAGAGAAUCAGCCAAGACUCAUUUCUUGGGCUGGUGUCUCUGCAAACACUAUAUUUGCGUAGCAACAAGAUUUCAGCAAUCACAGAUGACUCGUUUAGAAGUAUGGCUCACCUUCGUCAUUUGACACUUGACCACUUCACUCUUUGCUGCUACGCCUCGAUAGCUCUUCCUAACGUCGACUGCAAAGCACCUAACGACGAGUUUUCAAGCUGUGACGACCUGAUGAAAGACAAGACCCUCCAAGUCUGCAUCUGGGUGCUUGGCAUCUCUGCUUUCUUUGGGAAUAUAUUCGUUGUUGCUUACCGUCUAGUCGUCCGUGAAGACAAUCGGGUUCAAUCCCUUCUAUUGACGAACCUUGCUAUCUCUGACUUCAUGAUGGGCCUCUAUUUGCUUAUAAUUGCCUUCAAAGAUGUGCAGUGGCAAGGAGAGUACUUCAAGUACGAUCUGAGUUGGAGAGUCAGCGGAUUGUGUCAGUUCGCAGGGGCGCUCUCAAUGAUCUCAAGCGAAGUCUCGGUGCUUAUGCUGACCAUCAUAACUUUAGACAGAUUCAUAUGUAUCGUUUUCCCUAUGAGGUUUGGCAGACUUGGCUUGAAGAAAGCUUUUGCACUAUGUAUUCUUGUAUGGACAUUUGGAAUGCUCAUUUCCAUUGUGCCAAUUCUGGGGAUUGAAUAUUUCUAUGACGAGCAGUUGGAAAUUGGAUUCUAUGGCCGUUCCUCUGUAUGUCUUCCUCUUCAGCUUAGCUCAGAUCGCCCGGCUGGAUGGGAGUACUCUGUCUCUUUCUUUAUUGGGCUAAAUUUUAUGGCUUUCAUGUUCAUACUGGUCGCUUACAUCGCCAUAUUUUGGACAGUGCGAAAGUCUUCAGCAGCGGUAGGAUCCAGGAACGCUAAGAAAGAGGCUGCUUUGGCAAGAAAGUUGAUGGCUAUCAUUAUGACUGACUUUUGUUGCUGGAUGCCUGUGAUUUUCAUUGGGAUAUUGUCGCUUACUGGAGAUUUUCGUGACCCACAAAAAUUGGCAUACGUUUGGAUAGCGGUGUUUGUUUUACCCGUAAACUCUAGCAUCAACCCCAUAUUGUACACUUUUUCUGGGCAUGUCAAGAAACUGGCGAUGCAGUACAGCCGAAGCAUGUGGGAAUUCUUACAGAACAAGGUGUCAUCAACAGCCUCCGUUCAAGCGAGCCCCGGUCACAGUCGUUGCAGGGACGACAAGAAACAUGUCAUUGCACAAAAAGUGUCCUCCGAAGGCUCCUUGACACUCAAGAUCACCGGAAGAGCAGAGAUUUUACCGGAAUCCGGCAACGGGGUGGGCUACAUCAAAGGCUUCGUGUCGGGCGCGACGACAGAGCAACUGCUAAAGGUGUUUCCAGAAAAAAAUGCGAAGGAAUUCAAACAUGAGGUAGCAGUGUUGAAGAAAAUAAUAUCGGCUCAAGACCACGACAAUCUGCUCAAAUAUCGCUGGCACCAGAAAGGCAAAUCUCUUGUUUUUGACAUGGGCGAUGCACAAGGGAUUAACUUGAACUCUAACUACAGGGUAAUCUGCUUCGAUUACCCCCCAUCCAUGUCAACCUUGAGUGCUUUUCUGUGUGAGGCUGAUUUCACAGUUAGCCUAGAGACUCUUCUAGCAAUCAUUAUAGACGCAAUGCAGGGGGUCGAGCACCUUCACAAGCAUGGCGUCGCCCAUGGCAACAUCAAUCAAGACACUGUACUUGUCUGUCAGGCGAGAAGGACGCCUUCCAUCAAAGUGUGUAUCGGAGGUUACGAAACCGCUCGGAUAAUUGCCAGAAGAGAUACAGAAGCUUAUCGGAUAGACGUCCAUCAACUUGGAAAGCUUCAACAACUGACUCUGCGAAGCUGUGGAUACGACAAAGACAUAAGUGCACAGAUACGAGAGGUGAUUGACAUGUGCUACUGGGAUGCGACCAAUUGGAAGCUCAGAGUCUCGGAAAUACGGCAACAGCUAGAGCAGGCGUGGAUAUCAACCAACGAUCGGGAAACCCGUGUUUAAAGUGAGCCAGCACAGCAAGUCAGCCUCCAAGAUACGUCACAUAUACAGCAUGCGCGAAGCACCGCUAUAAUGCACUUGUAGUCUGUUAGUACACCUCUUGUCUAAUGGCAACUAUCAAUCAAACGGAAAUAAGAAGGUGGCCUACAUAAUAUGUAGAUUUAGGUGGUGCCUGAAAGCGUACCCGCAUUGAACAUCUUUUUCUGUUGACUGAUUAAGGUAGUUUUAUUUGGAUCUGGGUGUCCAUGGAUCUAGGUGUCUUUAGAAUUUUUUAAUGAUAUUAAAAUCUCCAAAUUUAUUACCGUUAAGUAAAUUAUAAAUUUUAUUGGCCCCUCGAAAUGGGUCAAGCCCUUAUUCAAUAAUAUCGAGUAUGCAAUAUUUACGCAAACAAACACGAAACCUGGUGUGGAAAAGGCUGGCAAAGUUCAAAGUGUCUUAGUUGACAGAAAAUAUUUGUCAAGAGUCAAGAAGUCAAUUCUUAUUUCCCUUCAUGGGGGUCUGCCCUGAAGAAGUCUUAUAAAAGACGAAUUAUUUGGCAGAGUCGAAUACCAGUUUUUGGUGUAUUGUAUUCCAAUGAUUCCAAAAAUAUGGCUAGACAGUUUAGAUGACAUACUGUAGUUUUCAUGUACCGCUUUAGUAAUGAUUCCCCAUUUAUUGGACAGAUUAUUCAGAAGAAUGUUUGGAAAUUACAAUCCACAAAUAGACCUCCUGUCAUGCAUCAUGUAUUGUUGCACCCACCCUUUAGCAAAUGGUGGCCUGUUGUUUUCCAAAACUCCGGAUGCACCCAUUGCAACUCCAAAAUUAAUGAAGUGGAUGUAAUUAAAAAAUAUCUAAGACAUUACUACAAGUCCUCGAUUUCAAUUCCUAAUUUCAAACCAAACAUGUUCACUGAUCAAUUUUAGAUGUAGACAGGAAACAGCAAAGAAUAUCAAUUGGAAAAACAAAUAGUAAAUAGCGAGCGGGAAAAGGACGAAAUGUGACUCUCCUUAAAAAAAUAAAUACUCUUAUGGAUGAAACAGCAAUCCAAUCAUAGAAUUACAUAGUUAGACAAUUAUAUAGCUUAGUUUCCUUACUGAAGUGUUCAUGUAUCACUUACUGGUGAUUCUAAAUCCUCAAGGAAAUUAAAAUCCACAAAUAUAACUCAA